Messenger RNA from Closterium sp. NIES-65, 2826 nucleotides. The record is from the annotation of a GenBank genome assembly. Lineage: Eukaryota; Viridiplantae; Streptophyta; Zygnematophyceae; Desmidiales; Closteriaceae.
AUGGCGGACCCUCCUUACGUCGUGUGGUUAAAGGAGCAGAAGAAACAGGGGAAGUCGCCCCCCUCCAUCAAACGCAUAUCCAAGACCAAACGGGACUCUGCGGCCGCAUCCACCAGCGGCGCGUCACGGCUUGCUUACGAGGAUGGCGCCGAUACCGACGUCAGCGAUGACGACCUCGAGGAGAUCGUCUCGGAAUCGGAAAGCGAUGACGACUCCGGUAACGACAAGGACACAACGGACGACGAGGAGGGAGAGUCCGACGGCGAAGGGAGUCGCCACGAUCGCAGCACACGAGCGUCGAAGAAGGAGAAACGACCUAAACCGUCAAGCAACAAGAGGAAGUGGUCAGAUGCGGAGCUGACGACCCUCGCCGCCGCCAAGUGGACUACGAAGGACGAUCUCAAAGCGAUGCAGGGCAAGCAGGGCAGCCAGUAUUGGAGGAAGCUGCACGCCCACAUCGUCGAGGGGGAACCGGGGUGGAACCGCGACGAGGGGCAGAUGUCUAAUGCGUGGAAACGCCUCGAGAAGCUUUACUUCAAAACGAAGCGGGGAGAAUCGGCAAGCGGAGGCAAAGCCGUGAAGAAGAAGCCCUGGUGGGAGUACGUGUACAACUUGAAAAAACACUCGGCCAAAGCUAAGCCCCACGCCUUGGACGGCGGUGGCGCCGCCAGCGUUGACGUCGCGGCGUACGCAACUGUCCCCGGCUCCAACGACCGGGAGACUUUGGUUCCGCCGGCCCAGGCGCAACAGCGUGGAACACGCCGCCAAACACCAGACAUCGGCACUGCUGCUGCUGCCGUCGGGGAUGGGGACGGGGAUGGGGACGGGGAUGGGGACGGGGAUGGGGACGGGGAUGGGGACGGGGAUGGCGAUGGGGAUGGGGAUGGCGAUAGGGAUGGGGAUGGGGAUGGGGAUGGGGAUGGGGAUGGGGAUGGGGAUGGGGAUGGGGAUGGGGAUGGCGAUGGCGAUGGCGAUGGGGAUGGGGAUGGGGAUGGGGAUGGGGAUGGGGAUGGGGAUGGGGAUGGGGAUGGCGAUGGGGAUGGGGAUGGGGAUGGGGAUGGGGAUGGGGUUGGAGAUGGGGAUGGGAAUGGGAAUGGGGAUGAGGAGAGCGAGAAUGGAGGCGUCAACGUGGAGGAUGAUGGGAGUGGUGAUGGGGACGACUCAAGUGACGUGUCUGACGGAGAUGGGCAGGGCAAUGAGACGGGAUAUGGGGAAGGAGGUGGGAUGGGAGAUGGGGAAGGAGGUGGGAUGGGAGAUGGGGAAGGAGGUGGGAUGGGAGAUGAGAAGGAGGAGGAGAAUGGAGGAAACUGUCAAGGCAGUGGGAAUUAUUCUUCAGGAAGUAGUUAUAUGGUAGGUAAUGAGGAGGGUAUGGGCAGGAGUGGUAGUGGGGAAGGCAAUGAGGAAAGUAAGGAAGGGGAUAGUGAUGGGGAAGACAGUGAGGAGGAAGGAGGGAGUAGCAUUGAUGGGCAAGACCACGAGGAUUCGAAAGGGAGUGAUAAUGGGGAAGACAAUGGGGAGGAUAAGGAAGAGAGUGAUAAUGGGGAUCAUGAUGAGGAGGACAAGGACAAGGGAUGGAGUAGUGAUGCGCAAGACAGUGUGGAGGGAUUAAGUAGCACAGAUGGGCGAGAUAAUGAGGAUUCGGAAGGGAGUGAUAAUGGGGAAGGUGACAAGGAGGAUAAGGCAGCAGAAAAAGCAAGGAGGAAGGAGGAGAAGAAGAAACGGGCAGAAGAGAAGGCAAGGAGGAAGGAGGAGAAAAAGAAACGGGCAGAAGAGAAGGCAAGGAGGAAAAGGGAGAAAGAGAAACGAAAGGCAGAGAAGGCAAAGAGAAAGGAGGAGAAGAAGAGAAGGGAAGCUGAGAAGGAAGCAGAGCAGCAGGAAGGAGAGGAGAAAGUGGAGAGAGGGGAGCAGCAGGGGGACGGGGAAACUCAGCAAGAGGACAAGCAUCUCUUGGAAGAGGAGAUGAGUUCAGAGUCGGGCAACUCAGAGACACAAGGGCAGGCAGGGGAGGAGGUGAAGGAGGAGGGAGAGUUAGGAGAAGAUGCAAGUGCGAGGAAAGACGAGGAUGAAGGAGAGAUGCCGGAGGGGAAUGGGGAGGGAACGCAAGGUGAGAAUUCUGGUGACCCAGGGACUGGUAAUGGUGGUGCAAGUGGCGGUGUCGAUCCUGCAGAGAGAGAGAAAGCUCAGGAGGAGGAAGGGAAGUUGCCAGAGGGGAGUGAGAAGGGAACGGAGGGCGAGGAUUCUAGUGACCUAGGGACUGGUGAUGGUGGUGCAAGUGGUGGUGUCGAUCCUGCAGAGAGUGAGGAAACUAAUAAAGGUGAUGGCAGUGGGGCUGAUGGUGGGAGUGGUGAGGUUCAGAACGGUGAGGGUGACAGUAGUGCAGGGGAGGGCGGAGGUGAAGAGCAUGAUGAGUGGCAGAAGUCUGCCCCUGUUGCUUCAGGCAGUGGCAGUGACCAAAGCAGUGGCGCAGCGGCUGUUGGAGAAGAUUCGGGAGGUGGUGUGAGUGAUUCUGGUGAACCCAGCAGGGAGGGUGAGAAUAAUGAGGGAAAGGGGAAUGAGGAGGUGGGGGGUGGAUCAGGUGGAGAGGGAGAGGGCAGUAAGAACGAGGAAAGUCGAGGGCAAGGAGUUUCAGAGGUGGAGGGAGGAGAGGAGAGCUGGAUGGUUGGUUGGGGAGGGAAUAAGGAUGCUGGUUGGUUGGAGGAGUCUGGAGAGACUGAUGUGACGGAUAUCCGUGUCGCUCCACAGUUCAGAAGUAACCUCAAAUCGACUGAUGCUAACACACUGACAGGCGUCUCAAAGCUGCUGAAGGAAGAGAAACAGUUGCCGUAA